Molecule: messenger RNA, 1029 nt
Organism: Galeopterus variegatus (Sunda flying lemur)
Lineage: Eukaryota; Metazoa; Chordata; Mammalia; Dermoptera; Cynocephalidae
Gene: MOGAT1
Product: monoacylglycerol O-acyltransferase 1
Exons: 6
Coding region: 15-1022 (335 amino acids)
Biological process (GO): triglyceride biosynthetic process; diacylglycerol biosynthetic process
Cellular component (GO): endoplasmic reticulum membrane
Molecular function (GO): diacylglycerol O-acyltransferase activity
Source: RefSeq, a predicted model, not a curated record
GUCCCGGCCGAGCCAUGAAGGUCGAGUUUGCACCGCUCAACAUCCCGCUGGCGCGGCGGCUGCAGACGGCGGCGGUGCUGCAGUGGGUCCUGUCCUUCCUGCUGCUCGCGCAGGUGUGCACUGGAAUCAUUGUGAUACUGAUCUUGCACAACUACUGGUUCCUUUACAUCCCCUAUUUGACAUGGCUUUACUUUGACUGGAGUACCCCAGAGCAAGGAGGCAGGAGAUCCAACUGGGUCAGAAAUUGGACUGUUUGGAGGUACUUUAAGGACUAUUUUCCAAUCCAUAUCAUCAAAACUCAGGAUUUGGAUGCAAGUCACAACUAUAUAUUUGGGUUUCAUCCUCAUGGUGUACUCGUGGCUGGAGCCUUUGGAAAUUUUUGUACCGAUCAUUCUGACUUCAAGGAGCUGUUUCCCGGAUUUACUGCAUAUCUCCACGUACUCCCAUUUUGGUUCCGGUGUCCUCUCUUCCGAGAAUAUCUGAUGAGUAGUGGGCCAGUUUCAGUUUCCAAGAAAAGUGUGUCCUAUGUGCUGAGCAAGGAGGGAGGUGGAAACAUUUCAGUCAUUGUCCUUGGGGGCGCAGAAGAAUCUCUGGAUGCUCAUCCUGGAAAAUUCACUCUGUUCAUCCGCCAGCGGAAGGGAUUUGUUAAAAUUGCUUUGACCCACGGUGCCUACUUGGUCCCAGUGUUUUCUUUUGGUGAAAAUGAACUGUUUAAACAGAUUAACAAUCCUGAAGGUUCAUGGCUUCGAGCUGUUCAAGAGAAACUGCAGAAGAUCAUGGGGUUUGCUUUGCCACUGUUUCAUGCCAGAGGAGUUUUUCAGUACAAUUUUGGCCUAAUACCCUAUAGGAAACCUAUCCACACUGUUGUUGGCCACCCAAUCCCUGUUCAUCAGACUCUGCACCCAACCCCAGAGCAGAUUGAGGAGUUGCAUCAGACCUAUAUGGAGGAGCUAAGGAAAUUAUUUGAGGAGCACAAAGGGAAGUAUGGUAUUCCAGAGCACAAAACUCUUAUUUUUAAAUGACUGCACU